UUUAACAUUACGUUAAAUUAGAUAAUUAUGUUAAACCAUAAUUUGAGCUAAAAGCUGAAGCAAAAUAAAGCAACAAAAUGCAAUUGAUAAAACGAAAGAAAACAAAUUAACGAAAUGGUCUUUCUGCUGUCACAUACAUUUGCAUGCUUGUGAAGAAAUGACUUGUAUCUCUUUACAUACUGGCCUCAAUAAGUUUAUGUUACUCAUAGUUGGUCUAUGGCCUUAUCAACAGUCUAAACUUGUUCAACUUCAAUUUAUUUUGUUGUAUAGUAUUUUGACAUCAUUUAUCUUACUUCAGUUUACAACAUUGCUGACUUCACACUAUACUCGAGAUCUCCUCAUCAAAAUUCUUGGAUCUGCUUUAUUUUACGUUACCUUAGCAAUUAAAUAUAGUUCAUUUAGUGUUAACAUUGAAAUCGUAAAGUAUUUGCUUGAGCGUCUACAGCAUAUUUGUAACGAGUUAACCGACGAGAAUGAAAUUAAUAUCAUAAAAGAGUAUGCUGUCGUUGCGAAACGUUACACAAUUAUGCUUCUAUUGCUUUUCAUAUUGAUUAUGCUCAUUUUAAUUUCAUAUCCAAUUUGGUUGCACAUUUUUGACAUCUUUCUGUCUAUAAAUGAAACUCGGUUACAUUUUUUGCCGCUGCUUGUGACAGAACACAUUAUCGAUCAUAAAAAAUACUUCUACUUGGUACUUUUCUAUACACAUGCAGCUGUUUUUAUUGGGUUAUUUGUAAUGUUCGCAACAGGAACAAUACUCAUAUUUUAUCUACAACAUGCAUGCGGAAUGUUUCGAAUUGUUUGUUAUCGUAUAACACGUGUAAUGACAUUCAAAACUCUACAAAAGAACAAGCUACAAAAUGAGAAUUUGAUUUACAAAGAAUUAAUUUGUGCCGUCGAUAUGCAUCGCAAAGCUAUAAAAUUUUCUGACUCAGUAGUAUCUAGAUUUAAAGUAAUGUUCUCCUUGUUGAUAAUGGCCGGUCUGAUUUGCGGGUCUCUUAAUGUUUUUCGGAUUUUUCAGAUAACAUCCUUUGAAUAUGAUAUUGAUGAACUUUUGUUACGAAUAACAUUUAUCAUCGUUCACUUGUCUUACAUGUUUAUCGCCAACUAUGUUGCACAAGAAAUUACAGAUCAUAAUAAUCAUGUAUUUGUCUCUGUGUACAACAGUGAGUGGUACGUGGCUCCCUUGCAAAUACAAAAAAUGAUACUGUUCCUUUUGCAAAAAGGUACGAAAGCGUUUACUCUAAAUAUUGCCGGAUUGUUUGUAGGAUCAUUAGAAGGUGCUGCUACGAUUACAACAUUUUUUACUACAGAAUACACACUUCAACUUGCUAUUGAAAUAUUUUCUUUCAUAUUACUUUUUGUUGCAUUUAUAAUUAAAUAUAAUUCCUUUUGGAUUAACAUUCAAAUUGUCAAAUGUUUACUGGAACAAUUGCAACAUAUCUAUACUACUUUAAAAGAUGAAAAUGAAAUUGCCAUUAUAGAAAAAUAUGGACGCAUUGGUAGACGUUUUACCAUUAGAAUAAUGCAGCUUACAUUGUGCGGUGCAUUUUCUCUGUUUUCCUUACCAAUGUGGCCGCGCAUUCUCGAUAUCAUUAUGCCCAUGAAUGAAUCUCGGUCACCUAUUACGAUGCCUAUCGCAACUGAAUACUUUGUCGAUCAGGACAAGUAUUUCUAUUUAAUCUUACUGCACUUAAAUGCAGCUCUUUGUAUAGGAGCAAUUGCAUAUAUAGCAACGGGAACAAUGCUCGUAGGAUAUCUUAAACAUGCUUGUGGAAUGUUUAAGAUCGCCAGCUAUCGUAUCGAACGAGCAAUGAUGAUCAAUAUUUUAGGAAAUAGUAUAGAGAAUGAAAUUACGAUUUAUAAAGCAAUGAUUUAUGCCGUCGAUAUCCAUCGUCAAGCUAUAAAAUUUGCCGAGAUUGUAACAACCAACUUUGAGGGAACAUUUCUCUUUAUAAUCGCAGUUAGUGUGUCUUGCUUGAGUCUCAACCUUUUUCGAAUUUUGCAAAGUUUAGCAUUUGGCAGCCGAAACAUAGAACUUUUAAUGCACUUUUCCAUUGCAGCAAUCAUUCUUGUAUAUGUAUUCAUAGCCAACUAUGCUGGACAAGAAAUUACAGAUCACAAUAAUCAUGUAUUUUCUACUGCAUAUAACGUUCGCUGGUAUACAGCACCGUUAUCCAUACAGAAGCUGAUAUUAUUUGUAUUACAAAGGGGUAGUAAAUCUUUCGGUAUAAACAUCGGCGGAUUGUUUAUAGUAUAUUAA
Molecule: messenger RNA, 2260 nt
Organism: Vollenhovia emeryi
Lineage: Eukaryota; Metazoa; Arthropoda; Insecta; Hymenoptera; Formicidae
Exons: 16
Coding region: 158-2260 (700 amino acids)
Biological process (GO): sensory perception of smell; detection of chemical stimulus involved in sensory perception of smell
Cellular component (GO): plasma membrane
Molecular function (GO): olfactory receptor activity; odorant binding
Source: RefSeq, a predicted model, not a curated record